ACUGCAAUUCAGCCAUUAACAAUGAAAUUAUGUCUCAUGGCGCGCACCAAGCAGACCGCCCGCAAAGCCACCACUGUGCAGGCCCCCAGGAAGCCCGUGGCCACCAAAGCCCCAGGCAAGAAGUGGCCGCCUACAGGAGGGAUCAAGAAGCCUCACCGCUACCGGCCUGGCACCCUGGCGCUGCGCGAAAUCAGAAAGUACCAGAAGUCCACGGAGCUGCUCCUGCACAAGCUGCCCUUCCAGCGCCUGGUGCGCGACAUCGCCCAGCUCAUCAGCCUGGACCUGCGCUUCCAGAGCGCGGCCAUUGGCGCCCUGCAGGAGGCCAGCGAGGCCUACCUGGUCCGCCUCUUUGAAGACACCAACCUGUGUGCCAUCCAUGCCAGGCGUGUCACCAUUAUGCCCAGAGACAUGCAGCUGGCCCUUCGCCUCCACAGAGAAGGUCGUUAG
This is a messenger RNA of Saimiri boliviensis boliviensis (Bolivian squirrel monkey), 447 nucleotides long. The record is from RefSeq and is a predicted model, not a curated record. Lineage: Eukaryota; Metazoa; Chordata; Mammalia; Primates; Cebidae.